This is a messenger RNA of Drosophila sulfurigaster albostrigata, 1464 nucleotides long. RefSeq lists its product as uncharacterized. The record is from RefSeq and is a predicted model, not a curated record. The transcript has 5 exons. Lineage: Eukaryota; Metazoa; Arthropoda; Insecta; Diptera; Drosophilidae. The coding region runs from base 40 to 1401 and encodes 453 amino acids.
UUUUAUUUUUAUAUCGUAUGUUACAUACUUACUUUGAAAAUGAUACGACAGCUGCUGCUGCAACUUCUCACGUUGGCAAUGGAAAUCGCUAGCAUCUAUGGAUCCUGCAGCGUUACAAGGAUCAUCAUGCGUGUGCCCCGCGAUCGUGAUGUUGGACUAAUCUUUGAUCUGACUGUGUCCAAUCCCAAGGCGCAAAAGUCCGAAAUGUUGGGCUUUACCGUCACUUCCGAUGGCAUUUGCACCUUGAAUACAUCGAGAGGUGAACAGUUGUUGGCUGGCAGCAUUUUUGGCGGCGACUUUGGCUACAUCGAAUCGGGCAGCAGCAUAACCGUCUCCCUGAUGUGGCCUACUGUGUCGCUAUACAAUCGCGUUGGCAGCUGCCCCAUCUUGGUGAGCAGCGUGAAUCACAAGAAAGAGGUGAAUAGAACGAAUCAGAUUCUGCACUUUGAUACCCGCUUUGAGACAUUGGAUCCUGGCAAUCAUUCGCUGCGGCGUCGCAAGGAUUUUACCGAUUGCAAGAACUGGGACCAAAACUAUUUUCGCAAUUGCACGCCCCUAAACUGUGAGGAACUCUACUUUGGCAAGCGCAGCUUUUACAAUCGCACAAGUGAGCAAUGCGAAGCAGUUCCAGCGUGUAUUGGCGAUGGCAUCCAAUAUGAUUUCUAUGCCAACGAGUGUGUGGACGUCAAUAAUUUUAUAACUGAGGACGAGAUUGAUCAGUUGAAACAGGGGAAAUUUGAUAAUAAUUAUAUGGAGCUGCAAGAAUAUGAAGCGAGCAGAGCGAAUAAACAAAUGCAAGAGCAACAAAAUACAAACACUGCACCAAAUAGAAGAAAAGAAAUAAAGGAAUGCAACUUUGAAACAAAACUGUCCCUGAUCGAUUUCAACAAUUGCUUUCAGCACUUAAAUAACCCGAAAACAAAUGAAUACAUAAAAGUUGAUGAUUAUCGAACGACGGGAAAGAAAGUAAGCAAAAAAUUAACGAUGACUUCCAUAUUAAAGAACUUUUAUUACGAUUGGUAUUCGCCAUUGAAUAAAGAACAUGAUCACGACAAUGAGAAUGAAAGCGAUCUUGAAAAUAUAGGCCCAAAUUCAACAACAAAUUCAGAAGCAGCAGAACUAUACUGGGCUAAGAUGAGUAAUCUAGGACCAAUUGGAUGGCUCAGUUUAAUAAUGGAGAUGCUGCUCAUUAUCUCAUUGGUCAUUGUAUUUCAGAUUUUAGCCACUGUAUUCACAUAUACAGUUGUGUGUUUUACCCUCUAUUGCCUCAUGGAACUUAUUGCAAUGAUGAAACCAUACGAAGUGAGCAGUGUCCAUAUUGGUAAAAAGUUGACGCCUCGAAAGAAACGAGAAGAACUAGAAGUUAUGACCUCAGCAAGCUUGAUGUCCCAGACAAGAUGAAAUCUCCAAUUUAAAUAUUUUUUUUUUUUAUAUUAUCUUUUACAAUUGACAAUGAAAAAUGAA